UUGUGUGUGGGGGUAUGUGUGGUGGUGGGGGAACCAGCUUGGUGCAUCUUUAAGCAAACACUGAUUGCUACAGCCUGAGCUUCACGGAGAUUCUUCUCUUUCUAAAAUUACCCUGAAGAGAAUUGUUGCUCAUUUUUCCCCUCUCGAAGCUCCCUGGCACUUUUAUAGAUACCAAAUUCUAUAACUCAUUUAUUUACUUUGCCGAAAUGAUUGGAGUUAAUAGUGUGCAGAGUACCAGCAAAGUCCGGGUGAGAGCCACAGGUUCAGUGAAAUAUCCACGAGAAGACCCCGUCUGGCGGCAAACCCACCGCUCAAAGUCUAUGAAAAUUUCCAACUCCACGGAGUUUUCUGCUAAGGAAGCCAAGGCUCUUUACAAUUCAAUCAAAAAUGAAAAGCUUGAGUGGGCAGUAGAUGAUGAAGAGAAGAAAAAAUCCCCUUCUGAUGGUACUGAUGAAAAGGAUAAUGGAAACCAGUCCAAGUCGGUCAGUCGCAUUGGCAAUUCCAAUAACCCUUUCCUGGACAUUCCUCAUGAUCCCAACGCAGCUGUGUACAAAACUGGAUUCCUGGCACGUAAAAUCCAUGCUGAUAUGGAUGGAAAGAAGACUCCACGAGGGAAGAGAGGAUGGAAAACCUUCUAUGCUGUCCUUAAAGGAACUGUGCUUUAUUUGCAAAAGGACGAAUACAAACCAGAGAAAGCUUUAUCGGAGGAUGACCUUAAAAAUGCCGUCAGUGUGCACCAUGCACUAGCAUCGAAGGCAACCGACUACGAGAAGAAGCCAAAUGUCCUGAAGCUGAAGACAGCUGACUGGAGAGUUUUGCUUUUUCAAGCUCAGAGCCCUGAAGAAAUGGAGUCUUGGAUCAAUAAGAUCAACUCUGUGGCAGCCGUUUUUUCUGCCCCACCAUUUCCAGCUGCUAUUGGAUCCCAGAAGAAAUUUAGCCGCCCUCUCUUACCUGCCUCCACCACCAAAUUAUCUCAGGAUGAUCAGCUAAAAUCUCACGAGAGCAAACUGAAGCAGAUCUCUACUGAACUAGCUGAGCAUCGUUCCUACCCACCUGAUAAGAAACUGAAAGGCAAGGAGGUGGAAGACUAUAAGUUGAAAGAUCAUUAUUUGGAAUUUGAGAAAACUCGCUAUGAAAUCUACGUGUCUCUGCUCAAAGGAGCAGGAAAGGAGUUGCUGAGUAGCAGUGAGAAUGAUGGCCCUGGACUGAAGAAAUGCCACUCCAGCCCCUCAUUAAAUCAGGAGUCUCCUGUUAGUGCCAAGGUGAAGCGUAACAUUUCUGAAAGGAAGGACUAUCGACCUGAAACUCCCAGCAUCAAGCAGAAGGUUACUUAAGGAAACUAAGGCAGGCUGGAGGAUCACAUACCAUUCUCUCUCUCUGAUAACCUGUCCUUUGCGAAACAAACAAAAAUUAACACAUCUGCCUGAAUGGGUGUUAGUGACAUUUUUCAGUUGUAAAUUUUGUUGUUUCUGUACAGGUUGUUGGAAAUGUUUUGGCUUCUAACUUGCAUUUGCCUAGUUAAGUUAUCAUAGAGCAAUUGAUCCAGUCCUCCUUUUUUAAAAAAUAAGAAAAGAAAUGGGGAAAAAUUGGAGUGGGAAGGGAGAGAUUUCAUGAUAUAUUUAUUUUGGUCUUCUUUUGUUGGCUUGUAAUUUUCACCUGAACUGCUGCUGUUCAGCAAUGGGGGAAUAGCAUGACAAAUGGAGGCUUACCAACUCAUUAAGCCUGGUCAAUGGAUAAGCUAAGGUGUAAAAGAGACUAGGUAAAAAUGUUCAUGUGUUGCCAAGCUCGGUAACAACUCACUGUGGAAGAUAUGCCAGUAACUAGACUAUUGAGUGAUCAGUCAUUGUGAUCUCUGAGUCCAAAUGUUGUAAGUAAUCAAGUUAGUAUUUUGGAUAUAGAAACAGAUGAAGACCUUUGGUGAAUAGAAAUGAUUCCAGCCGAAACAGGUCUUAUUUUUUCAUGUUCCUGAGUGGAAACAUUAUACCACUGACUUCUCUGUUUUAUCUGCACGUUGUGCUACCCUAAUGGUUCUCAACAGCAAAUAAUCAUAUAUUUGUUGUACUGAUAGCAGUAGUGUGUAAUGUUUAUGUUCCAUUGGCAUUAUGAUCCUCCUUCAGAUGUUUAAAUAUUUUCAGGCACUUUAUAAACUAGCUGUUAAAAAUCUGGUAUCAUUCCAGUCUAACAGGUCCUCUGUGCUAUACAAUUACCUACUGGAGAUGUUUGUCUGUCCUCACACCCAUAAUGUAUUUCCUGUUAUUUUUUUUUUUUUAAUGGCCCAAGAACUCUCUCAUCAUUACAGUUCCUAGAGUGGUCUCAUUUCCCUUGCAGAGGACAGCUUUACAUUUGACUCUUCCUGGGGAUGAAAAACACCCUGCAAUUCAGCCUAUGCAAACCAAAGAAAAAGGAAAUAACCAGAGCAAUGGAGGAUUAGGUUAUAAUCGAGGGCCAUGGAAAAAGGCAUCCUAGGGAAUAAGAAGUUUUGACAAUUGUUGAAAGGCAUCUCAUUAACCCUAGAACUGCCAGCUCAAAGAUAAGAACACGUGUUCUAGAAGGGCAUUAUUUUCUGGGCGGGGUUUGUGCGUUUCUUUGCCCACUUUUUGAGGAGGACACACUGUCUCAAAAGGACACAUUCCUUAGGCUCUGUCAGCCAGGGAGAUAAGAAAACAACAGGGUGACACAUGUUAAAGCUCUGAAUUAGGGUCCUAAAUUUAGAAUACUAAAUAAAAGCUGUCCAUAGACAGGACAUUCUUUAUAAGUGCAAUUAAGGUAUUGUUCUAUUUCAGGACUGGUAACUUUUUGGCACCAUAAAAAUUAAGUUCCCAGCAUCCUUCACUAUUAGACCCGCUACAUGCGUUAAAUAAGUUGAAUAUCAGAAGUUCAUUAAGAUAGAGCUCUCUUACCACCUGUACCUUCAUAGGAAAACUUCCUUCAUAUUUCAGUCAUGAUUGAUCAUUGUACAUCAUGAAGACUAAGUUGGUCUUUAAGGUACCUGAUAAAUUGCUAGUGCCUACCUAAAUGGAAAGACCCAAAAAGAGUAGCACAUCGUCCUCAAUCCAGUAUUUUUCAUCAGGAGUUCAGAAAAGCCAGCAAACUGCCUGUGCUGUUGAGAUGAAAGAAAUGGUAUAAAGUGAUGGGACUGAUUAGCAUAAUCUUUUUAAAAAGUGUGGGCGGUGGCCUUGUGUUAAUGCAGUGUAUGCUUUGGUACUAAUGGAGUACAGGAAAAAAUGAAGAGGCUGUGAAAAUGGGAAGAAGGCAUUGGUAAGGCUGGGGAGAGAUCCGUGUGAGAAAUCCCUUGAAAGAGAGAAAUCACUGUUUUUUCUCUACGCACGUGUGAAGCAGUGAUAUUAAGAUUCUGUAUGGCAUUUUCCAUAGCUGCAGCUAGGCUAAGCUGAAUUAUUCAACAGCCUUCUAGUUGCUUGGCUGUUAGCCUUGAUGGCUGUUUGUUGAGUGUUACUGAUGGUGUUUGCAAACCCUAGCACAGCAGGGUUUUUAGUUUUGUUUUGUGUUUUGGAAUGACUAUAGCAUAGUAGGAAUUAUCAGGUGGUGCAUGAUAUCCUCCCUCCGUCCAUUAAAAUACAGAGUUUGUGGUUGGAUUCACCCAUUGUACUAAGCUAUGCUUUGUUUUAACCACACUUGGUUGUAUGCACCGCAAUGGCUAGGUUCACCAAUAUACUGAGCCAAAGUCAAAUGAAACACACCAUGGCAUAAAACAAUGUGUGAACCCAUCUACACAGUGAUUGACUCAAUAUUUGUUCAUCCAAACAAGCCCUUUGGAAAGAUGAUCAAAGGGAAAAUGGUGGCUGCUCUUUCUUGCCCUUGGAGAUCAAUGAAUUUUGCAAGAUUUUGGAAUAGCUCAUGUGGUAGCCAGGCAACAGGCUAUAUGUACUCCAUCCAUCUAGUAGAGUCAGUGCCAAUUAGUUACAUGGACCUUCUGAUGACCUAGUAGGAGCUUGGUCAAGAUUGCAUACAAAGAUUAGAGAGGGUAUUAAAUUGUCCCCUUGAGCUCCAGGAGGAAAAGCAGGUUAUAAAGCUGACAGAUAAAUAAAUGUAGAAGAGCAUUCUCUCCAUCCUGCAAAACCUCUCCUCCCCAUUGAGAAUACUAGGUACUUUUCCAUUUGUGUGAAACUCUGGGUAGCUUCAUAGACUGGAUUUGGUCCAGAGACUACCCAGUCAGCUGGGAAGUAGGGAGGGUGAUUGUAGGAUAUGAGUCCUAGUAGUGUAGAAAGAAGAAACUGGCCACCUAGGUGGGUCUCUGUGCUCAAAGGCAGAGAGAUUGCAAUUUUCCCCAUGCACUUAAUGACAUGUCAGAACCAGCUGUCUGGGUCAUGUUUCCAUUUUCUUCUUCCCUGUCCCCUCCUCCUCUCACUUUCUGAGAAUCAAGCUCCAGUCAAGCCUGUUAGGCUUAAUGUUAAAAGUACGGUUCUUGAAAGAGGCUUGAUAACUGUAGGAAGCCUUCUGCUUUUUUACUGGAUUCUUUUGUGAUGCUUCCAGAAGGCUGAAACAAACCCCAAGAUGGCUAUUUAAGUCACACAAUUAAAAGCUGGAAUGGGCUUUAUAUGCACUCUUGUUCUCAAUGUGCACCCCCAUGAAUGUUGCCUUGGGUGAACAGCAGUGCAGCCAAUAAUUGAAAUGCUGCAGUUCAUGAAUGUAUUUCUGUCUAUUUUUUUUCAGAAGCAGGGGGGAAUUCUCAUUAUUUAUUACUUCCAAGGUGCCUGUGGUGGUGAUGGGCAGAGGGUAUGUUGUAAGUUGCCAAGAGUGCAGUCAGCUCCUUGGUUGCAUCGCUGAAAUGAGGCUCAAGCAGGCUUUGGCUUCACUACAACCUUGUCCCCAAGGUAGCUCUGUAGUUUUCCUCAAAGGAGUACGUCUGCUUUUACCUUACAUUUACUUAUACAGCAUAACAUCAGCGAUUGCAUUUGUGAACCUGUCUCGGGUAAACAUGAAGCUGCCUUCCUGAUCCCUGUUGAUGUGAUAACUUUAGUCAUCGAUGAUUAGCUUCUCCUAUAUAACCCCAUCUACCACGGGGCUAUACUAUGAAUCAGCUUUUACAUGUAAAGCUAUUUCUUUUCUGCUCACUUGAAAACGAAACUGUAGUUACACUUACCUUGCAUGGAAGAUAAGGGUGCAUUGCUGAUGUGGAUAUAAACAUCCAGGCAAGAGCACACAUCAAAAUAGCUGCCCAUGCUUUGGGUGAAAUGUGUAUACUGAUAGGUACAAUUGCAACUAGGUCUGUUGUAAUUAAGAGGUUUUGGCUGGCAUUGGAUUAGGGCUAGGUACUUACAUUAACUUAUGCUAUAUUUCUAUUUUGGUAUUUGCAAGCAGUGUUUGUUUUCGGUAAGAAUUAUAUAUUGGCAUUCAAAUUAUGUAUAUAAUCUUUAAGAUCAUGCCAUGUUUGUCAGGAUCCAUGGCAAGAAAGUCCUAUAUAAGUAUAUUUUACUGGUCUCUGGUUAUAUUUUUAUAUUUCAAAAGUUUUCCUAAUGUUACUUCACUUUGCCAUUGAUACUUAUUGCAAAAGAGCCAAAUCUCUUAUGACCUGAUGGCAUUUUUUUUGACAUCCUAGGGAUCACUCUUUCAGUCUCUGGGGUUUUGAAACUUGGGUGGAUAAGUGUGGAUGGUUGUACAUGAACUGAAAGUUACUCAUGAAAUCCUGCAGCUCAUUUCAGCAGUUACAAUACCCACAGGAAUAUGCUUCCAGUCUAAAUCCCUUGAUACUUAAAUUAUUGCUGUGUCUGGAAGCAGCUAUAAGCAGCUUUUCAGAACACAGCUCCCCUCUGUCUCCCCUCACCCCACUCCCACUGUGUCCCUGUUAUCCCAAUUAUUUUUAUUUUUCAUAAUAUACAAAUUAAGAGACGAAAGAAAAAAAGAUUACAGUGA
This is a messenger RNA of Python bivittatus (Burmese python), 5871 nucleotides long. RefSeq names its product PH and SEC7 domain-containing protein 3-like. The record is from RefSeq and is a predicted model, not a curated record. Gene Ontology annotation, molecular function: protein binding; phospholipid binding; guanyl-nucleotide exchange factor activity. Gene Ontology annotation, biological process: regulation of ARF protein signal transduction. Lineage: Eukaryota; Metazoa; Chordata; Lepidosauria; Squamata; Pythonidae.